This is a messenger RNA of Cotesia glomerata, 905 nucleotides long. RefSeq lists its product as uncharacterized. The coding region runs from base 62 to 862 and encodes 266 amino acids. Gene Ontology annotation, molecular function: structural constituent of ribosome; protein binding. The transcript is spliced from 6 exons. Lineage: Eukaryota; Metazoa; Arthropoda; Insecta; Hymenoptera; Braconidae. The record is from RefSeq and is a predicted model, not a curated record. Gene Ontology annotation, cellular component: ribosome; cytosolic small ribosomal subunit. Gene Ontology annotation, biological process: translation.
UUAUCCCUGGCUGAUGGAUUAAUUUGGUGAUAAAUUAUCAUUGGCGUCACGUGCGGCGUUUAUGAACGAGUCAGUAUUGUUUGAAUUACUUAUUGAUUUUGGAGCCGACAUUACUGUGAGAACCAAAGAUAAUAAAACUUUGUUGAUGGUAGCUUUAGAAGAUGAAAGUUACCGUGUAGCAGAGGUCAUUGUCGAUAAAUUUUCACAUAAUUAUCCAGAAUUAAUGAAUGCUCGUGAUAAUCAAGGUAGAAAUGUAUUCGACUAUCUAUUUGAUGAUAAAGUCUGUAGAAAAUAUCGUUUUAGUGGCGAGCAGUUUGUCCAAAUAGAUGCUCUAGAUAAUGUUGUUUACAAAAUAUAUCAUUAUUAUUUAAAUAAUGAUUAUGAUGAACAAAUAAACAACGAUGAGCACACGCAACUGUGUAAUACUGCUGCUUACAGAGGUCUCGCUCAGGAACAAACAAAGAAAAUGCAGCUGACUAUCCGUGGACAGGAUACUUUCCUGGUAGAAUGCCAGGACAGCGAAUUAGUUUUUAAUCUCAAGGCUAAGAUCGCAGAAGCCCAAUCUUUCGAAGAUACAGAGUUUACUUUGAGUUGCAACGGGCAUUUAUUGGCUGAUGAUACUCCAGUGUCUCAUUUAGCUGGUCAUUUAGACCUUAAUGUUCCUCUUCUUGGAGGUAAGGUUCAUGGAUCUUUAGCUCGUGCUGGUAAAGUCAAGGGUCAAACCCCCAAGGUUGAGAAACAAGAAAAAUCAAAAAAGAAAACGGGACGUGCUAAGAGACGCGUACAAUACAACAGGAGGUUUGUAACCGUUGUACCAACCUUCGGACGUCGUCGUGGACCAAAUGCUAAUCCUGGCACAUAAUUUUUAUUAAUCAAAUAAUAAACUUUUAUUAAUUAGCUUUAAA